GGAAGCCGCCCCUGCGUGCGGCUACCGGCCUCCCCCGCCCUCCGGGAAUUGGAGUUGGGGAAGGACGAGAGGAGGAGGAAGAGGAGCCGCCCUGCCCGCCGCCAGCCGCGCCUCGGGCCGCCUUCCGGAAAGACCGGCUAGCCCCCGCCGCCUCUUCCCUUCACAGAGGCCCCAGGCAUGUCGUCGGAAACGCCCCCAGCCAGCGCCCCUUGGGCCGAGGAGGGAACGCCGAACCCGAGCCAGGAUCCGGCGGAAAACCAGGGAUCGGGUGAGGCGGAAGGGCUCGGACCCAUGUCCAAGAGGCAAAUGAAGAAGCUGAUGAGGCAGAAGCAGUGGGAAGACCAAAGAGAACUUCGCAAGCAGAAACGGAAAGAGAAGCGUCAGAAGCGGAAGCUGGGGCGGCAGGAGCCCGGGGAGGCGGACGCCGGCGGCGGCGGCGGGGACUCCAGGAAGCGGAUUCGCCGGGCCGCGGUCCCCAGCCCCCUGCGCCUCAUCGUCGACUGCGCCUUCGACCACCUCAUGGCCUUAAAGGACGUUAAGAAGCUUCACAAGCAAAUCCAGAGAUGCUACUCCGAGAACCGCCGGGCCCUGCAUCCGGUGCAGUUCUAUUUGACCAGUCACGGAGGCCAGUUGAAAAAGAACAUGGACGAAAAUGACAAAGGAUGGGUGAAUUGGAAGGAUAUCCAUAUCAAACCGGAGCAUUAUACUGAGUUCGUGGCGAAAGAAGAACUGGUCUACCUCACGUCGGACUCCCCUAAUGUGCUGAAGGAGCUCGAUGAGUCGAAAGCCUACGUGAUCGGAGGGCUGGUGGAUCACAAUCAUCACAAGGGAGUCACUUACAAGCAAGCUUUAGAACAAGGAAUCAGUCACGCUCAGCUGCCCCUGGGAGACUUUGUGAGAAUGAAUAGCCGGAAGGUUUUGGCGGUCAAUCACGUGUUCGAGAUCAUCCUGGAGUACCUGGAGACCCGCGAUUGGCAGGAAGCGUUUUUCACCAUCCUCCCGCAGCGGAAAGGGGCUGUGCCCGCAGACCAGGCCCCGGACGCCUCUCCGCCCGAUCCGGAGGGUGGCUCGGACAGCGACGUCUCCAGCUCUGAAAAACUCAACGGGGAUCCGCCGGACCGAGCCCGCGGAGAACGGAAACCGGAUAAAGAGAACGAUACCCAAACGGAGAAUUUCCCCACCCACUAGGUUCACUUUUAAACCAGAGGGGUGAGAGCUAUGAAACCCCUCCUUUUGCUCCAUGUAAGUUAUUUAAUUUUAUUCUUUUUACAGACUGAAUGGAAGACCCUGGUCAAGUCCUUUGGCUCGCCGAAGGAAAGCAGGUUGUCAGUUUUUUUAAUCAUUCCAUUAUGUGUUCCAAAAGCGAGGUUUCUUCGCCCUGCAGGCUUCGGACAGAAGCUUGCGGGGAAUCGCCCCAUCCUGUAAUCGACGCUUCGGGUGCUUCGUCGGACUUCGGAGUCACGGCGGCGAAGGUGCGGCCGCUGACUUAACGGGAACCCUCUCUGGAUCUUCCGCCCGGCGACCAAAAUCCCGUCCGGCUACUGGACCGGACGGGACCGCCCCGAGGAAGAGGAGAAAGGAAGAAGGUGAGCGGCCGCAGCCAAGUGGGGCGGCCCCCUCAAGGGCCGCCGAAGUCCCGCUCGCUUUCGGUGGCCGGGACUGCCGUCGGCUUUUCCCCAGCCGGUGACUUCCAGCCCCAACCCCGAGCGGGCCGUCGCCCGGAGAGGCUCGGGGGCCUGGGCGGACUUGUCUGUGCGGCGUGACGGACGACCUCGGUCCUCACCGCCGGGGUGGUUACUGCCCUGCCACUAAAUCGAGACGACCCUCAUCUCGUUUCUUCCACCGGAUUUCCAGAUUUCCGUGGGGCAGGGGCCUGUCCGCUUAUUCCCGGGUUGGCCCGCUUUUUGAGCAUACCGCUUCCCCCAGAAAGUUGCCGCUGUUGGCCCGAAGGGCCGUCUCAUUUUCCGAGCUCCGUUGCCAUGAUCUCUUGCGCACCUCGGCCCCUCUGGGAACCGGGUCAGCCAGAUAAAGGCCCCCGCCGUCCCGUUGAACGGUGUCGGCGGACCGGUGGAAGUGAGGAGCGUAUCUGCCGGUACCUGGACUGCUCCGUGUACAUCUGAUGUGUAUUUAGGUAUCAGCUAAGAGCUCGGCGGUUGGACGGAGAUGGUUCCGCCCGUUUCGGCAUGCCAGAGUCACGCAAAACAUGGUGGGGGACGUACGGGCCGCUUCUCACCUCAUGUUAUGUCUGAUAAUAAAUUGGACGAUGGUUCCGUG
Ornithorhynchus anatinus (platypus) is the source of this 2274-nucleotide messenger RNA. It is a transcript of the gene TRMT10A, whose product is annotated as tRNA methyltransferase 10A. Gene Ontology annotation, cellular component: nucleoplasm; cytosol; nucleus. The record is from RefSeq and is a predicted model, not a curated record. The coding region runs from base 178 to 1188 and encodes 336 amino acids. Gene Ontology annotation, biological process: tRNA N1-guanine methylation. The transcript has 8 exons. Lineage: Eukaryota; Metazoa; Chordata; Mammalia; Monotremata; Ornithorhynchidae. Gene Ontology annotation, molecular function: tRNA binding.